AAAAAAAUCAAAUCCAAUAAAAAAACGAUUUGAUAAUAGGAACCUCCACAUCGAGCAUUGAUCAUAUAUCAACAGCAGCAGAUAAUAUUGCAGACACAGCUCGUUCUCCUUCCACUUAUAUUUCGUUUACUCAAAAUGUCACUUGCUGCUCUUCAAACUGUCCGUACAGCUGUUCGUUUUUGCCCAAGAAGAAUAACUCCAAUCUUAGUAAGAUUGAAUUCAACCCAAGCUUCCUCACCUAUCGAUCCUAAAAUUUCAACAAUUGUUGAUCAGAUCUCGAAAUUGACCUUGUUGGAAACUUCAUCUUUGAUUAAUGAACUAAAAUCCAAAUUAAACAUUCCAGAUAUUUCAUUCCCAGCUGCAGGUGCUGCUCCUGCUGCUUCUGCUGCCGAUGAAGAAGCUGCUGCUCCAAAGGAAGAAGUUGAGGAGAAGACUAUUUUCUCUGUUAAAUUAGAAAGUUUUGAAACUAAGGCAAAACCAAAGAUUAUUAAAGAAGUCAAAUCAUUACUAGGUCUUUCAUUGGUCGAAAGCAAGAAAUUUGUUGAAGGUGCUCCAAAAAUUUUGAAAGAAAAUUUAAGUAAAGAAGAUGCUGAGAAAAUGAAAAAGACUUUAGAAGAUUUAGGUGCCAAAAUUUCAUUGGAAUAGAUCGAGUAAUUUCAUAAAACAUUAUUCACUUUUUAAUUAUAAAUCCUAUCACUACUCUAAUUCUUAUUUUGUCAUAAUUACUUCAUUUUUUUCUCUUGUAUAUAUACAUAUAUAUUGUUAUCUAUCCAAUAAUCAUUAUUCUACUUAUAUAAUUCAAAUUAC
Molecule: messenger RNA, 807 nt
Organism: Ascoidea rubescens DSM 1968
Lineage: Eukaryota; Fungi; Ascomycota; Saccharomycetes; Ascoideales; Ascoideaceae
Gene: MNP1
Product: mitochondrial 54S ribosomal protein bL12m
Exons: 2
Coding region: 136-645 (169 amino acids)
Biological process (GO): translation
Cellular component (GO): ribosome
Molecular function (GO): structural constituent of ribosome
Source: RefSeq, a predicted model, not a curated record